AUGCGGCUCCUGAUGCUUCCUGCGGCCCUGCUCUCCAUCCUUAUCCUCCACAGUGCAGCCGUGGCCCCAGCAGGCAGCGUGGCCUCGGCCCAGCUGGAGCGCUGGGUCCAUUCAGGCCUCCAGUCGCUGCAAUGGGACCAGCUGGACUGGUGUCUCCGCAUGUCCUCCCUCUCUGAGGCCGAGUGCAGGCGGCUCACCCACCUGCCACUGUCUGCUGUGGCUGUUUACAUGUCGGAGCCAAUAGGUAACUCAGACAAAGUUGUGGCAAUUCUGCCAGACUCCUCAAGUGGAACAGUGGGCUCCAAACCACGAGGAGGUUUCAGCAUCAGCCAGGUGAUAAACCAUGGGGAGCGACCCCACAGACAUCAGCCGCCUUUCCCCGGCUCCAUGGCCCACGAUGCCGUGCUGGUGCUGGAUCCGAGCCCCGGGGAGAACUUUGGACACCCAGUGGUCCUCUUCUAUGUGGAUGUGAAUGUGACAAAGAAGAGAUGCUCCCACCUGGAUGGCAUUUACCUGGGUGAGGAGUGUUUGACUCUGGCUUUGAAGGGCCACUGUCAGAACCAGCUGAAGCGUCGCCAGUGGCAGCCGUGGGCCAUUGGAGGCCUCUGUGAGGUCCACUUCCUCCCACUGGUGGUUGGAGUCGGAGACAACAACCGAACACAGAGACUCAGAUGUGUGGACCAUGCAGAGUUUGCAACGUGCCCUCAGCUACUGCCAAUGGGCUCUCCCAGUGUGCCCACCUCCAGCUGUGAGCUGAAUAAGAAUACCAGACGCUGCCACCAGCAGCCGCUGGCCACUCAUCUCUCCUGCCGGCUCUACCAGACCUGUGACCAUGCUGUGCUUAUCUCAGGAGGCUGGCAGCAGCAGAUGAUGUUCCAGCGUCACAUUCAGAACCUUCAGAUGUUCUAUAAAAUGCUCCAGAACAACGGCUUCCACAGUGAUCACAUCAAGACCUUCUUUGCCAGCAACAGACAGCUUCCUGAUGAUGUAGAGGGUGUGUACUCAGCAACGGAGAAAGCAGUGAUUCGUAACCACGUGUCGUACAUCUGCAGGAAGCAGCACUGUGCUGACACGUUGGUGCUCUACCUGAACUCACCAACAUGUAGUGACGGCACCAUGCUGCUGUGGGACGCCAACCUCAACGGGAUUGCUGAUCUGAAGGAGCGAUACUCAGUCAGCGAGCUGCUGACUGACCUAGCUGGCUGCAGGGCAACUCGCGUUUUGCUGUUUGUCGAUCAGAGCUACACUGGUGUUCUAUCAAAGAGGCUGCGAGGGUCCCAGAAACACCUCAAUGUGGUUCUGAUCCAGAGCCAAACAUGGCAGACCCACAGCCACCAAAACCAGAGGUUGAGCCAAGGUUGGGAGGACAGCAGCUGGUCCCGUAUCAGCUCUGCCACCUGCCUCCUGGACCACCUGGGGAAGGUGGCAGGGAUGUCUCACAUGGUGCAGCCGUGGGCUGGCCUUUUAAAUGUGACAUUGGCGGGCGCUCCCUGCAAUGCCACACCACCUCUGACCGAUAGUGAGAUUCGGAGAGAGUACCAGGGCUGCCAGAACCUGCCGACUGCACUCUGGCACCAGAAACACAGGAGAACCAACAUCGAGGGAGAGAGACCCUGAGACUGACUGGGAGAGAGAGAGAGAGAGAGCGCGCGAGCGCCUGAGCAGAAAACAAAUAAAAUUAUGGCGACACACAGAAAACAAUCACAGGCUUUUGCAUCACACACAUGCAUCUACGCUAGUGUGUGUUAAAUUAGGGCUUUAGUUUUAGCUUGGUGAAAACUGGUUUUCUGUCCUCACUCUGAACUCAGACUGUAACCAUGGCGAUGACAGCUCAUCCCAGUGGGAGUGUACUGAGCACCAUGUAAACAGCGUGUGUGGUUGUGAGUUCAACAAGAAGACAACCUCUGUCAGAGACCAUCACUAGCUUCUACUCGGGUCACUGUGUGUGUAUGUGUGUGUGUGUGUGUGUGUGUGUGUGUGUGUGUGUGUCUAUGCCUCAUCUCCUGAGAACUUUAACAUUUCAGUCAAUCAUCUAUCUGUUUGUUUUAUGACAGUUAUUUCUUUGUUCUUCUCUCUUACUGUAUGUCCCUCUUCAUUUGGUUCUUUGCUCUUUCUCUAUCAUGUUUCUUUCUUGCU
Monopterus albus (swamp eel) is the source of this 2136-nucleotide messenger RNA. RefSeq lists its product as uncharacterized. NCBI's taxonomy places the organism in Eukaryota, Metazoa, Chordata, Actinopteri, Synbranchiformes, Synbranchidae. The transcript has 9 exons. Bases 1 to 1617 code for a protein of 538 amino acids. The record is from RefSeq and is a predicted model, not a curated record.